AUUAUUAUACUUUUAUUAAGAAAUUUUUUUACACAAAAUAUUGAUGUUACAAUAAUUUUUUACAAAUUAUGAUAUUUACAGUAAAGAAAUUUGUUUUUACUACUUACCGAUAGAUGGCAUUGAUAAUGACAUUUAUAUAGAUUCCUUUUUUACCGGCAACGUCAACCGAUUGUGAUACUAUAUUGGUUAUCUAAUUUUAAAUUUAUUAUAAUAUUUAGUAUGUUAAUUUGAAAAGUAUAUGAAAUAAAAAUAAUUAUUAAUAGUAUAAAAUCAUAUGGAGCAUAUACUACGAGGAAAAUUUGGCAAUUAUCUUUUAAAAUAUGGUUCCCAAAGGCGUUAUCAAAGGGAAAUAAGUACUAUGUGGUGCGGAAGGGCUCUUGAUAGAUCUAAACCGCUCUUAAAACAACAAUUUUUGUAUCAAAAAAGAGAAUAUGGUAUGAUGAUUGUUAGAGCACUAAGAGGCGUCUUAAAAAUUAGAUAUUUAUUACUCGGAGGCGCCGUAGCUGGAGGGGGUGCUUUACAAAAGAAAUAUAAUGAUUGGAAAGAUGGUUUACCGGAUAUGAAAUGGUUAGUUGAUGUCCUACCAGAUAACGAUAAAUGGCAAAAGUGGAGGACGAAUUUAGUCGAUUUCAAAGAUAAUAUAAAGAAUAGUAUAGAGCUCGAUCCGAGGAUUAAAUCGUUGAGCGAAAACAAGUACAAUGAGUUCAAAUCUUGGUUUGAUCAAAGAUUAGACGAUGCUAUAGCGGCCGCCGAGGCUCAAGAAGCCACGCAAAAAGAAGAUUUGAAAAAGGGGGUGUCGGAAGCGAGCGUCGUCCACGCGACGAAUCCUUUUUCGUCUGACGAAAAAUUGCGCAAAGAGGCUCAAGAAAGGUUGAAUAAUAUACAGGAGGAGAUGAUGCAGACGCAGAUCAAGUACCAGAGGGAGUUGGAGAGGUUGGAGAAGGAGAAUAAGGAGUUGAGGAAGCAGAAUAUUCUGUUGAAGCAGGGUAAAAAACCGAGCGUGAGGAAAAUUAAGAGGAGUCUUAUUGAUAUGUAUAGCGAGGUGUUGGAUGAGUUAGCAGAUUUCGAUAGCGGUUAUAAUACGCAGGAUCAGUUACCGCGCGUUGUUGUCGUCGGCGAUCAGAGUAGCGGGAAGACGUCGGUUUUGGAAAUGAUUGCGCAGGCGCGUAUUUUUCCAAGGGGGGCCGGGGAAAUGAUGACGAGGGCGCCAGUAAAAGUGACAUUAUCGGAAGGCCCUUACCACAUAGCCCAAUUUCGAGAUUCCACUAGGGAAUUCGACCUGACCAAAGAAUCCGAUUUAGCGGAUUUACGUCGAGAAGUCGAACUUAGGAUGAGAAAUAGCGUCAAAGGAGGAAAGACCGUCUCGUCCGAAGUUAUUUCUAUGACGGUUAAAGGUCCCGGUUUACAAAGAAUGGUCCUAGUAGACUUACCCGGUAUAAUAUCUACCCAAACAACCGAUAUGGCCGCCGAUACGAGGGAAAGUAUCAGACAGAUGACCCAGGCUUAUAUGAACAACCCCAACGCCAUAAUUUUGUGUAUACAGGACGGGGCAGUUGACGCGGAAAGGAGUAACGUCACCGAUCUCGUGGCGACUUGCGAUCCUCAAGGUAAAAGGACCAUCUUCGUGUUGACCAAAGUCGAUAUGGCGGAAGAAAAUUUAGCGGAUCCGAAUCGGAUUCGAAAAAUCCUUUCCGGAAAAUUAUUCCCGAUGAAGGCCUUGGGAUAUUUCGCCGUCGUGACCGGUCGCGGUAGAAAAGACGAUUCCAUUCAAACAAUAAAAGAUUACGAAGAAAAUUUCUUCAGAGGCUCCAAGCUAUUUAAAGACGGCGUUGUCAAAUCUACGCAGGUCACCACUCGUAACCUCAGUCUCGCCGUUGCUGAUUGUUUUUGGAAAAUGGUCAAAGAGACCGUGGAACAGCAAGCGGACGCGUUCAAAGCUAGGCGAUUCAACUUGGAGACCGAAUGGAAAAAUAAUUUUCCAAGGAUACGCGAACAGGACAGGGACGAGCUAUUCGAAAGGGCCAGGACGGAAAUUUUGGACGAAAUCGUUAAUUUAUCCCAAGUUAGUCCCAAACAUUGGGAGGAUACUUUGUUGCAGAAUAUCUGGGAGAGGGUUUCUUCCCAUGUUUUUGAAAAUAUUUAUAUUCCGGCGGCGCAGACUGGGUCGGCAGAAACGUUCAAUACCGCGGUCGAUAUAAAAUUGAAGCAAUGGACAGAUACGGCUCUGCCGGUGCAAUCGGUCCAAUCCGGUUGGGAAACGUUGAAAUCCGAAUUCGAACGUUUCCUGCAAAAAGCGGCCGAAGCGCCGGAUCACGACGACAUCUUCGAUCAAUUGAAACAAGCCGUCGUUAACGAAGCGAUGGUUAGACACACGUGGGAAAACAAAGCCGCCGAAAUGCUUAGGGUGAUUCAAUUAAAUGCCUUGGAAGAUAGGACGAUAGGGGAUAAACGGGAUUGGGACCAGGCGGUUAAAUUCCUCGAAAGUAGCGUCAAGGAAAAGCUGAACGAAAGCGAAACUAACCUGAAAAAACUGUUGGGACCUUCGGCGAAAGAGAGAUGGUUGUAUUGGAAGUACCGAACCGAGGUGGAAGGGAAAAGGGGGACCGUCAAAAACGAAUUAGACAAAAUUUUGUAUUCGAACGAGAAACACUCGCCGAUUUUGAGUUACGACGAAUUAACGACCGUAAGGAACAAUUUGAAACGAUCUGACGUCGAGGUCGAUAACGAAUUUAUCAGGGAUGUUUGGGAGGCGGUUUAUCGGCGGCAUUUUCUUCAGAAAUCGUUAACGAAAGCUUACGAUUGUCGGAAAGCGUUUUUCUUAUAUCACCAACAAGCCGGCGACGUCGAUUGUUCGGACGUGGUGCUCUUCCAUAGGAUACAGCAAAUGAUGAAAGUCACUUCGAACGCUCUCAGACAACAAAUAACGAAUAGAGAAGCUCGUAGAUUAGAUAAGGAAAUAAAAGAAGUUUUGGAGGAUUAUAGUCAAGAUAAUGAAAAGAAAAUUCAGUUAUUAACGGGUAGGAGGGUGACUUUAGCCGAAGAAUUGAAACGAGUUAGACAAAUUCAGGAACGUUUAGAGGAAUUUAUACAAGCUUUAAAUAAAGAAAAAUAAAUAUUAAUUUAUAUUUAAGACAUAAAUAUACUUGAAUUGUUCAA
Messenger RNA from Diorhabda carinulata, 3156 nucleotides. RefSeq names its product dynamin-like 120 kDa protein, mitochondrial (gene Opa1). The record is from RefSeq and is a predicted model, not a curated record. Gene Ontology annotation, biological process: mitochondrial fusion. The coding region runs from base 275 to 3112 and encodes 945 amino acids. NCBI's taxonomy places the organism in Eukaryota, Metazoa, Arthropoda, Insecta, Coleoptera, Chrysomelidae. Gene Ontology annotation, cellular component: cytoplasm; mitochondrial membrane; microtubule. Gene Ontology annotation, molecular function: microtubule binding; GTPase activity; GTP binding. The transcript is spliced from 15 exons.